AGUGAGAGUAAGAGAGAGAGGAAGAGGGAGAAAUACACAGAGAAUAUUACAUAUAAUACAUCAAAUUAAUGAAUAAUAAAAAUAAAGAUCAGUCUGUAAAUGAUCGAAUUCCUGCGACAUUUGUAAGGGACGUCGGGACAUCGAUUAUUUUUAACUUAAAGAUCACCGAAAGGAUACUACUACAUUGUUCGAACGUCGAGACUCGAGGAUGAAGAGCAUAAAUUAACGAGAUCUCCUCGCUAUGCCAACUGGAAUUUCAUCAACGUUGCCGUCAACCGCAAAUGUAGAAUCAUUUGAUUGCGAAGGAAAAAAUUCAGGAGGUUUUACGAUUGUUCAGAGGGACAGUUUAGAAUCGAAGUUACCUCUUGUACACGUAAACGACGAUGAAGAGACGCAUUCAGCUUCGAAACUGACUACCACCAGAGUGGAAAACGUAAAGAACGAUCUUUAUGCUCGCAGACGUAUUUGCAAGUCAAACGAACAUUUGUUUCUGGCGAGUCUUCAAGGUAAUCAGAUCAAUCCAUUAGGGAGAAAACAACAUGCGAAGAGUCAGAACAGUCUCGAGGAUGAAGACAAACGUCGAAGGAAAGAUAACGUAAUAGAAAAUGUCGAGAGAACUAGUAUUCAUCUUUCAACCGAAGAUUUCAACGAGGUACUCAACGCGAAGUUGAGAAAAAUUCAAGAAGACGAGGAAUCUUUGCAAAAGUGUCGCGACUCCAAGAGGAACGAGUCGAUUUUUCAAGGACGAAGAAAACCGUUCAUAACGACAGUCAAGUGCGGAGAGUUUUUAAUGCCACCGCCGGAAGUAGGAGCACUUCUUGGCAUUGGCCCGAUCACGAACACUCCUGCGGUCAUUGCUGGAGGAACGAUAGGAGGAGGUAUUUCUCAGAACGAGGAAACUGACAAUUGGCAAGGUCCUUCCCGUUCUAGACUGAAACCUCUAGUGUCGUUCGGCAAGAAACCAGAAGUACGUCAUAGCAAACACAAGGCGAGAUGUCAAGCGGCUGCGGCUGCGGCGGCAGCCAUCAAGGCCACCGUUAAUUUUGCACUUGACAAGACCAACGCAACUACCCUAGCUUUCUAUUCUUGUUCCGAGCAACGUGCUAGGAGAAACAACAACAGGAAGUUUUCCAUCAGAGUGAACGACGGCCUAUUACUGAUGACGCCGCAAGGUUUACCGAAAAAGUUGGAACCGAUCAAGGGCACGAUGCUGAAUAAGCUGCCUGGCCUUCGCGGCUGUGAUCAAACGGUCCCUUUUGGAAAUAUCAUGUACGAUCGCCGAGUAAUACGUGGAAGUACUUUCGCAGCCCCUCCACCUGCCCUCAUCGAUGGUGAGCAAUCGAUAGCGGCAAGGCAAGCGGAAGCGAGAAGAAGGCAUUUAGCAAGAAAAAGGGCGCAAGCACAAAUUUGUAGAGUCAUAAGAUCGGGAUCGCCACCGGCAAUCCCUGGCCGCAAGCACGAACCCGUCCAAACUGAGUUUUAUCUCGAAGAAUUGUUCGAGAAACCUGAUGAACUCGAGGUUGGCACACAAACCGAUUACUUCCUGGACAGGCCACCUACGCCGAAGUACUGUCUUGUAAAAACCGGUGAGGAUGUCUCGACACAAAUUGAACCAGGAGACCUAUUCGACUUCGAUCUUGAAAUACAGCCAAUUGUCGAAGUAAUCGUUGGUAAGACUAUUGAGCAAGCUUUGAUCGAGGUCUUAGAGGAAGAAGAAGUGGCAGCUUUACGAGAACAACAAAGAAGAUUCCGAGAAUUACGAGCUGCUGAGAGAGCCGAAGCAAACAGAUUGAAAGAACAAGAGAGAAGACUUCGAGAAGAAAAGGAUUUUUGCUUGAAACAGCACGAAGAAGCAGUGAAAAUUCAACAAGAAACAGAAGAUCGUGUCGCUGCUGCUGUUUUAUUGACAGGAUAUAUCGCUGAACUUUUGCCGGCUGUUUUAGAAGGUUUAAAAAUGUCUGGAUUCCUUUUAGAUGAGAUCAAAGCAGAUGUCGAGGAAGGUUUUAUGCCAUGGUUGAUGAAGGAAGUUAAAAAGGAGAUGGGUAACAUGAUCGAAAGCAGAGAGUUGCUAAUGGUAAUCAUCAAAGAAAUAUUGGAAAACAGAGUAGAGACAUAUAGAAGAUUAGGUGAGGAGGAAUAUGGCCCUUCUGGAAGACGAAUAUCUGCCGAUAAUCAUUUGGAAGACGGUGGUCAAGAUAAACAUUUUCUUAACUACGACGAACUAUCUUUUUUAAAGAAAUAAUAAUAUGAACAAAAUUAAGCCUGUGUGUGUCUACAUGCUCUGCUUUCAUAUUUUUCU
Molecule: messenger RNA, 2299 nt
Organism: Polistes canadensis
Lineage: Eukaryota; Metazoa; Arthropoda; Insecta; Hymenoptera; Vespidae
Gene: Rsph3
Product: radial spoke head protein 3 homolog B
Exons: 9
Coding region: 242-2242 (666 amino acids)
Cellular component (GO): cilium
Source: RefSeq, a predicted model, not a curated record